Molecule: messenger RNA, 320 nt
Organism: Dovyalis caffra
Lineage: Eukaryota; Viridiplantae; Streptophyta; Magnoliopsida; Malpighiales; Salicaceae
Source: the annotation of a GenBank genome assembly
UCUCCAUUUUCUACUAUUCUCCUCUUCACCCAAAACCUAUGUUGCGGCCGUACUCGCCACCACCAUACCCCGACGUCGACGUUCAUGUGGGUUUGGUAGCUGCUAAGUUUGUGAGAGAAGAUGACAAGGUGGGUGUUGGCUCAAUUGGGUUUAUAAGAGAAGAUGACCAAAGGAUAUAUGGAGUUAGCCACAUGCCCACACCUAGCCCCCGCCCACCAAUUCGGUCGAUAUUUGUCACUCAUCCAUCCUCCUCCUCCAAACUCCGGUCCUUCUCAAGCCUCGACUUAGUUCCCAUAGCCUUCUUCCUCCUCCUUUCAAUA